Messenger RNA from Brassica napus (rape), 1618 nucleotides. Its product is annotated as RING-H2 finger protein ATL70-like. The transcript has a single exon. Lineage: Eukaryota; Viridiplantae; Streptophyta; Magnoliopsida; Brassicales; Brassicaceae. The record is from RefSeq and is a predicted model, not a curated record. The coding region runs from base 431 to 1060 and encodes 209 amino acids.
AAUUUAAUAAGAGUUAAAUCAACAGUAUUUAUCUAAUUUGGGUCACAAUCUUAUCAUGAGCAACUUAAUAUAUGGAUUAAUGUGUUUUUUCCUAUACAACUUAUAUUUACAAUAUUAUUAUUAGUGUUAAAUUACAUUGUUUUAUUAUAGUAUUAUCAUAAAAUAUUUUUAUCAAGGUAUUAUUCAUUAAAUUUUGUUAUGUUUAAUAUUUAUCAUUUGAUAUUUACUUUAUAAUAAAUAUUAAAUAAUAUUUAGUAUUUGUGAAUAUUACCACACAAAAUUUUGAUAUGUAUAUUGCCCUUAAAUAAUAUGAGCUUUAAUACCGGUUAGAAAAUUUUCAGUGCAAAAACAAUAGUAUUAAUAUAAUGUUUUAGUGUUGGAUUGAAAAUGACACUGUAUUUCUCUUAGCGUGGACUUAGAUGAUCUUAAGAUGAUUCAGUACCCAGUCAUAUUCAAAUAUGUUACCACACCUCUCUAUUAUUUAUAUUCUUCCUCCUCUAAAACACAUUCAAUAAAAACCAUCACAAUUACCGCAAUCGCCAUGAACACCUUCCAACCGCCUCCGCCUCUGGUGAUGCCGGGCUACAACCACCUCCUUGGCACAGAAGACAUCGUAGGAUUCAGAUACAGAAUUGGAUUCUCCAUCGGAGUGCUCCUUCUGAUCAUCACCACAAUCACCCUCAUCUCCUACUUCUGCAAACGUAGCCAGCUCUCUUCUUCAACAUCACCAGAUUGGGCACGUGUGCAUCACCACUUCAUCAUCGACGGUCUGGACGAUGAGACUAUUCAAAGCUACCCAAAGAUCCUCUACUCAGAAGCAAAAGUAAAUUCAACGUCGUCGUGUUGUCCAAUAUGCUUGGGAGACUACAAGGGGAAUGAUCUGCUGCGGCAACUGCCAGACUGCAACCACUUCUUUCACCUCAAAUGUGUCGACAUGUGGCUUAGAAUCAAUCCUACAUGUCCUGUCUGCCGUACUUCGCCGCUUCCUACUCCUCAGGCCACUCCCCUCGCCGAGGUUGUCCACUCAGCCUCCUCCGUGGCCACCACCAGGAUGUCCUAAUUAUUAUAAGUCGAAGUCAAGCCUAACCUUCGGGAUAUUCGUCUUUACUUCCUAUACAAGUCUUCUUUUUUGGUCAUUGUAUAUAUUAUUUGAAGCCCCAAAACAUGUAAAAGGAAGGAAAAGUAAAGCUUAAUUAUUUCACAUUUUUGUUGGAUAAACUGCUUUGAUUUUUUUUUUGUCAAAUUGAAUUUUACAUACGUACGAAGAAAGCUUAAUUGAAGUCGUGUUGAAUAUCAUCGAGAGGGACUUGAGAUGUGUGUUUCUUCAUUAAUUCUUGGCUCGUAUUUAAAUUUUGGGCUCUAUUGUCAAUUUAUACGGUAUAUGAUAUGAGAAACUUUUAAGAGUAAGAGAUCCAAAACAUUGACAAAAAGAAAGAAAUGAAACACUCGAAACGACUUUUGUAUCGAACCACAACUGUCUGGAAUUAAAGUCAAGCAUUUUAAGAGUAAAAAUAUCACACCAAAUUCAUUUCCACAUAUAACUUUAGUUUUUAGUUUGAAUUGUGUGUUUAUUCACGAAACACUUUCUAAGAUAGUAUAUAUUUACAUUUCACACUAA